Molecule: messenger RNA, 305 nt
Organism: Brassica oleracea var. oleracea
Lineage: Eukaryota; Viridiplantae; Streptophyta; Magnoliopsida; Brassicales; Brassicaceae
Product: transcription factor PRE4
Exons: 2
Coding region: 24-305 (93 amino acids)
Biological process (GO): regulation of growth; regulation of DNA-templated transcription
Molecular function (GO): protein dimerization activity
Source: RefSeq, a predicted model, not a curated record
UCUUCCAUAUUACAUACAUAAUUAUGUCUAGCCGAAGGUCACGGUCAUCAAGACAAACCGGAGCUUCCAUGAUUAGCGAAGACCAAAUCAACGAUCUUGUCCUCCAGCUUCAUCGUCUUCUCCCCGAACUUGGUAACAACCACAGACGCUCUGGAAAGGUUUCAGCAUCGAAGGUAUUACAAGAGACAUGUACUUACAUAAGAAACUUGAACAAAGAAGUGGAUGAUCUUAGUGAAAGAUUAUCUCAACUUUUGGAAUCAACUGAUUCAGCUCAAGCUGCGCUCAUCCGAAGUUUGCUUAUGUAG